Molecule: messenger RNA, 1757 nt
Organism: Elaeis guineensis (African oil palm)
Lineage: Eukaryota; Viridiplantae; Streptophyta; Magnoliopsida; Arecales; Arecaceae
Product: U-box domain-containing protein 8
Biological process (GO): protein ubiquitination
Molecular function (GO): ubiquitin-protein transferase activity
Source: RefSeq, a predicted model, not a curated record
UCCCACACGCUUUCUCCACCCCACCGCAAAUCCCCAUCCAAGGUCAUUCCUGGAAACAAAAUCCUCUCUCUCUCUCAGUUCUUCGGUUCUUCCCCCUCCCUUCUCCCCUGGUCUCCUCCCUUCCCAGAAUAAACCUCCCUAGUCACCUUAAACAUAAACUCCCCCUCUCUCUCUCUCUCUCUCUAAGGGUAAGCGGGCACGAUGGAAGUGGAGUUCCCGGACGACUUCCGAUGCCCGAUCUCCCUGGAAGUGAUGUCCGACCCGGUGAUCCUAUCGUCGGGGCACACCUUCGACCGCGCCUCCAUCCAGCGCUGGAUCGACUCCGGUAACCGCACAUGUCCGGUGACCAAGCUCCCGUUGCCCCCUCGCCCCUCACUCAUCCCCAAUCACGCCCUCCGCAGCCUCAUUUCCAACUUUGUCCCCGCCGCCAACCCCAAAUCCCCUCCCUCCCCCUCCCCUGACCCCCACAACCUCCUCGCUUCCCUCUCCUUUCCCGCCGAUGCCGACACCCUCGCCGCCGUCCUCCGUCUCUCCAAGCGAAUCGCCUCCUUCCGCCGUCUCGCCCUCGACGCCGGCGCCGCCUCCGUCCUCCUCCGCCACGCCGGCUCCGUUGACCGCCCCGACCUCCAGGACCUCGCCCUCCGCGCGCUUCUCCACCUCAGCCUCGACGGCGACGACGCCCGCGUUGGCCUCGUCGCCGAGGGCGCUGUCGACCGCCUCGACACCGCCCUCCGCUCCGGCCCCAACGUCGCGGCCCUCGCUGCCACGUGCCUCACCAGCCUCGCCAUGGUCGAGGUCAAUAAGUGCACCAUCGGAGCCCACCCCUCCGCGAUCGCCGGCCUGGCUGCACUUCUCCGAGAGGGGGAAGGGCCGGGAGCGCCGCGAGGCGGCGACCGCCCUCUACGAGCUCUGCAAGUUCCCGGAGAACCGCCGCCGGACCGUCCGCGCCGGCGCCGUGCCAGCCCUGGUCGACCUCGCCGGCGCCGGCUCCGAGCGAGCGGUGGAGGUGCUGGGUCUCCUCGGCAAGUGCCGGGAGGGCAGGGUGGAGAUGAAGAGGGUCGAUGGAUUCGUUAGGGUUUUGGCCGGGGUUUUGAGAUAUGGGAGCUCCAGGGGCAUCGAGAACGCUCUCUUAGUGCUCAAUUUGGUCUGCUCUGAUAACAAAGAGAUGGCCUUGGAGGCGAGAAAAGAAGGAACUUUCGAGCUUUGCAUGGCUUUGGCCUGCGACGAGAAUGGGAAGAUUGGCAAGAAUGCGGCGGGAUUGGCUCGGACCCUCGAGAAUGGCCAGCUGGUCGACUUCAUCUGAAUUGGGCUUCUUUUUCAGGGGUUGCGAAGAUUUUGCAUCUAAAUGUAUCUGAGUCAUCUCACAGAGGUGAGUGGAGUAGUUUCUUUCCUCUGUUUUAGCUUUGAUGACUACUCUGUAGAAAAAAAGGAGGAGGUUUUUCUUUUUUCUUUUCUUUUUUUUAUUUUUGAAGCUUUUCUCUUCUAGUUUUGUAAAAUUAUAAUAAUUAGUCCUGUUCAUAUCUGAAAGGUUGUAACUUGUUAUUAACUGAACCUCUAACUGUUCCGAUGGAAGUGCAAUCUGAUAUUUAUAUUGUUUCUUUCCAUCCCAUAUCACUGCAACUGUUUGAGAAAUCCUUUUAGAUUUCCUAUUUCAGUGUAGUUUUCAUAAGUUCGCAUUGAUUGUCUGGGGUGAUUUGUUGCCUGUUUGAGAUUGGAUUGGCCAUUGCUGCAAUGUCAUUCAAAUUUUGAUUUGAAUG